Schizophyllum commune H4-8 is the source of this 1365-nucleotide messenger RNA. RefSeq lists its product as uncharacterized. Lineage: Eukaryota; Fungi; Basidiomycota; Agaricomycetes; Agaricales; Schizophyllaceae. Gene Ontology annotation, biological process: carbohydrate metabolic process. The transcript has 4 exons. The record is from RefSeq and is a predicted model, not a curated record. The coding region runs from base 1 to 1365 and encodes 454 amino acids.
AUGCAGCUUAUUGGUAGCGCUUUGGCGCUCGCGACGGCGGCGCUCCCUCUCGUCGCGGCGCAGGACAAGUCGGCGGAGUUCCUGCCCGAGUCCCAGAUCUCGCUCGUCCGCGAGCGCCUCGACGAGUUGUCGCAGCUCAGCUGGGAGCUCGGAACACGCGCGGAGGCGCUCCUUGAGCACGACGCGCCGCAGUGGUCCGUGUUCGCCGACCGCCCGCUACCCCCGCCGCAUGUCGUCGCACCAGAGGACGACUCGGACGGGUUGCAGGAGGUCUUCGCGAUCGCGCGCCGUGUCGUCACAAACCGUACGAUAGCGAACGGCGGGAUCGUGGGCCCACAGCCGCUCAUGAUGGAUGGCGCGGCGGCGGAUCCGGCGUCAAACCUGGUCGCGGUGUUGUUGGCGGACUGGACUGGGCAGGAUAAGGGGACGGUGGAUUAUGCGGGAGCGGCGAAGGAUCAGCUAGACUUCUUGUGGUCCGCGAAUGUGAGCAAGACUGAGGACGGGGCGAUCUCGCACAGGGUGGAGCCGGUGUCGCUGUGGAGCGACUUUCCCUUCAUGGUGCCGACGUCAUUUGCGUACGCGGGCGUCUUGUCGGGCAACCAGUCGUAUGUCGAGGAGGCGUACCACCAGAUCAAACUGUACCGCAACUACCUGCGCGACACCGCGGCUGGUAACCUCUGGCACCACAUCGUCUACGGCUGGUGGACUGAUGCUGGUCACUGGGCGACUGGCAAUGGCUGGGCUGCCGCAGGCAUGCUACGUAUUCUUGCCACUAUCCAGCACUCCAUCUACGCUCCACUCAUGCUCAAGGAGCAGGCCGACCUGACUGCUUGGGUUAAGGAAAUUCAUACCGCCGUCUUCCCUCACCUCGACGAGACCCGCAUCUUCCUCAACUACGUUGACGCGCCCAUCACCGACGAUAACAACUUCUACGACGCGGCGGGCACGGCGCUCCUCGCCACCACCGUCUACCGCUAUGCCCUCAUGACCGGCGACACGACGCAUAUCCCGUACGCGCAGGCCAUCCGCGAGGAGCUGUCGCGCAAGAACGGCACCGAGUACGCGCAUUUCACUCCGGAAGGUGUCUUGAAGCCGGUCGUCAACCCGCACGACUAUUCGUACCAGGGAGACGCGAGUGCGGAGGGGCAAGCGUUUAUCAUGAUGCUCGAUGCGGUGUACAAGGAGUGGCAGGCGGCGGGUGCGCCAGGGAUUGAGCUGUCGCUUGACCUCGACCUCGGCGUGUCUAUUGGCAAGAAGCGCGCCGGGUUCGAGCUGUCUGCGCGCUCGGAGGCAUCGGCGAAGCGGACGUGGAGCUCGCGCGACAUUGAGAACCAUCGUCGCGCCGGCUUUGCUCGUGCGCACUAG